Molecule: messenger RNA, 609 nt
Organism: Strongylus vulgaris
Lineage: Eukaryota; Metazoa; Nematoda; Chromadorea; Rhabditida; Strongylidae
Source: the annotation of a GenBank genome assembly
AUGACUGUUGCCUUAGACCCCACUAAGGUCUGGAGGCCGAAUGCAAUACAAUUUACUUUUGCCUUGAAAAAUCCAAUCAAGCUGCAACCUUGGGAGUAUCUUCACUCAGACGUGAAACAAGGUGAUAUACUCGGACAUGGCGCAUUUGGUGAAGUUCGUGCUGGAAAGUUGCAUUUAAAAAGCGGAGAAGAUGUUGAAGUAGCUAUUAAACUGGUAAGAUACUUCCUAUCGUUUAACCGUUUGCAUACGAGUACGAAGGCUCGGUUGAUGCGUAAUUUCAAGCAUAAUAAUAUUGUACGUAUCUAUGGUGUUGCAGUAGACGAACAACCACUUUACAUUUUACUGGAACUCGUUACAGGUAUUCUAUUAAUUAGCUCAAUUGCAGCUAUAUACGCCUAUAAGGGAAUAAAAGCACUGCAAACAAGUUGUAGACAUUUAGCUUCAGAUUUUCGUAAUCCAGUAGGUUAUAUUCAUGAGGCUCGGCUGAUGCGUAAUUUCAAGCAUAAUAAUAUUGUACGUAUCUAUGGUGUUGCAGUAGACGAACAACCGCUCUACAUCUUACUGGAACUCGUUACAGGUAUUUCGAUAACCUCAAUUACUAUUAUAUAG